AUGGAAGCGCGUAGCGGCGAGGCCGCCGUGCCCGUGAUUAUCCUGCGCUCCGAGUCGCCCUUGCCAAAGUUCUGCGUCCCAUUCCCGAUCCCCCCGCCCUCGUCGGAUAUCGCGCUGCUGCGCUUGUCAGUGCUGCGCAUCCUCAGCGGCCAGAACAUGGCCGAAGCGACUCGCCCGUUGACCUACAGCGAGCAGCUGAAGCAGGUAACGAUCCAGAGCUGGCGCCUCAAGAUGCUUGAACUGAUCCAGGUGCAAGGCGGAAGCGCCGCGCCGGUCGAUGACGAGAUCACGUUCGGCCUCCCCCUCGAAGACGAACACAAGUGCUCCGCGCUCGAGCACGGCGACGAGAUCGUCGUGCGCCUCCGCAACGGCUACACGAUUCAGGAGCUCUCGCUCCCUCCCCUUCCCGCUAAUUAUGACUACGCCGCCGCGGUCGGAUCGGAUGCAUCGGUCUUUAAGGAGCCGGAAAUCAAGAUUUCCAAGCCGACCGAGCCUUCGUCGCACUCGUCGUCGGUACAGGCGAACCCCACGGCCAACUUCCACGCACACUCGUACCCCGACUACCGCAACGGGUACCGCGUCGUGGUCGCCAACGGCGUAAACAACGGCGUCGGCUAUCGCGGCAGCACCGCGCCGGCCGUCCAGCUCGACGCAGAGCGCGCGAUGCAGCAGCACCAGCUCGCAUCGCUCAUGAGCAUGGCGCGUGCGAACAGCACGGCCGGCGCAGAGGCGCGUGCGAAGCUCGCAUCGAUGGGCAUCGUGCCCCCGAAGCCGGCCAAGAGCCAGCCAAAGCGGACACAGGACGUGCGCCGCUCGGCCGUCCUGCCAGAGACCGCGCUGGUCAUCGGGCCGGGUCUGCAGGGACCGGCCGGCGAGCGGGGGCAACGGGGCGCGCCUGCCCCGGCGCCGUUUCCCGUCCCGGAAGCGCCCAAGCGCGUCGAGAAGAAGAAACGCUCGCAGAUGCCCGAGGUGCCGGUCGCUCCGGCGCCCAUCUUUAACAAGCGCACGCAGAAGCCGCCGCCGAUCACCACGUCACCGACACUCUCUACGCCUUCGUCCACGUCGCCGCUCGUGCGCUCGCCGUUGGGGGGCGAACUGCGCAACUUUUCGGGAAGCACCACCGAGCGCAAGAAGAAAAAGGCGGGGCGCCGCUCGCAGCUGCAGACGCUGCUGACCGCCGCGAACGGCUCCUCGAGCUCAGCCACCGCCCAGCUCUUUCGCCCGCUGUAUGAAUCGGGCGCGAUCGCCUCGCCGGGCGUCCAGCAGCAGCUCAUCACCCACACGGGCGAGCGCCGUACGCCGGCGUCUGCGCCCAAGAAUGUGUCGGAUGCCGCGCCGCAAGAGGCCAAGGGCCAGUCGCAGUCGACGCGCAGCGUCUCGGCGUCGGACGCGAUGCGCCGCCUCUUUACCCAGGGCCUGGCCGAUGUCACGGACGAGGGCGAGGCCAAGCCGCAGGGACAGCAGCCGCGGCAGCCGUCGCAGGGCCUGCGCCUCUUUUCGCGCGGCCGCCGCGCGCCGAGCAAGGCCGAGGCGACGCCGGUCCAGGACGAGGCGCCGGUCGCGGACGACGCCGUGCACGCCACGCACCCUGCGCCGCCCGUGCCCGAGUCGUACCCGUCGGUGGUGUCGGUGCACGACGGGAAUCGCAUGACCGAGGCGCCCGCGCCCCGCUACAGCGCCCCGCGCCCGGUCGGCCCGCCGCGUUUCUCGUACCAGGCGCCACAGCAGCUCGCGCCGACGACGCAGCAGGCGCCCGUUGCCCCGCCGACCACCGUGCCGAUGGGCGAGCGCACCGUGCCGAUGGGCGAGCGCCCCGUGCCGAUGGGCGAGCGCCCCGUGCCGAUGGGCGAGCGCCCCGUGCCGAUGGGCGAGCGCCCCGUGCGCUCCGCAUUCCAGGAGCACGUUGCGCAGCGCACCGAGCUGCCUGCUCCCCCGAUGCCGUCGGUGCCGCCGCCUGCCGCGCCGGCGCUCUCGCUCACGUCGAGCGUGUCGCACGACGAGCCCAUGCCGCAAAGUACGCGCGAUGCGCUGCCUGCGUACUCGCGUGAGGGCGCCGAGCCGUACGCGCACUCCAUGUCUCUGCUGCGCCUCGCGCCCCGUGCGACGCUCGGCGGCGAGGUCCAGGAGAAGGCCGUGGCGCCGCCAACCGUCGUCGCGUACGAGGCGGAGGCGUCGCAGGCGCCGCCGGUGGUUGUCGCGUCCGAAGCCGACACGUCGCAGGCGCCGACGACGGUUGUCAAGAGCGAGCUCAAGGAGCCUUCAAGCGCCAUGCCUACAAGCGCCGUGCACUUUGCCGCGCCGCCGCGCGCCGAGCCGCCGACGGCCGUCUACUCGCAGCACUCGUCGGCCGCCGUGUCGACGGAUGCGCUCGUGCAAGAGUUUGAGGACGCCCUCGAGUCGCAGCCGGACAUGCCGGAAGAGCAGCGUGCGUCGCUCGAGGCCAAGAUCGAGCGUCUGCAGCUCGAGAAGGACCUGCCUAAUGAGCCCAACAGCGACCUCGCUGAGCGCCUGCGCAAGGUCGCCGAGGCGCCGAUCGAUCUCGGGCGCUCCGAGUCCAAGAGGGAGAGCGGCCUGGCCGAGCGCCUGAAAGGGGUCGCCGAAACCCCGAUCGAUCUCAAGCCGGAGCACAAGAAGGAGGAGCACCUCGGCGAGAAGGUCAAAGAGGUCGCCGAGACCCCGAUCGACCUCGCGCCGGAGCACCACCGCCAGAGCGCGGCGGGCGAGAAGCUCAGAGAAGCCGCCGAGGCCCCUGUGGAUCUGCGUGGCGUGCCUACCGAGGCAAGCGCCGCGCGCCGUGCGGGGCCUGUGCCUCACGAGGCAAGCGCCGUGCCCCUUGCGGGCACCGAGGCCGAGAGCGCUGCGCCUGCCGGGGCCGCCGCCGCGUCGCUCUCCUACAUUACCCCCCCGGGCGGCCUCGCGCCGGUCGCGCACGAUUCGAGCGCCGAGCGUGCGGCGCAUGUCGAGCACACCGCGUCGGAGCGCGCCACCGAUGACCUGCCGCCGACGCCGGCCGAGCCGACGCUCUCCAAGGCCGACCUGCGCUACCUCGAGGUGCAGAAAGAGCUUGCGGCCGAGCGUGCGCGCCAGGACCGUGCCGAGCGCCAGCGCAUCGAGCGCCUGAGCCAGCACGCGCGCCGCGGCGGCGUGGUGCGCCGCAACGAGUCGGCCCCCCCCUCGGCGGAAGAGGUGGCACAGGCCGAGCACGAGCGGUACCUCGCCGAGCAGCGUGUGGCCGAGGAGCAGGCGAUCGAGCGUGCGGCCCAAGACGCGGCGCACGCACGCGAGCAGGCGAUCCUCGAAGAGCAUGCCGCCGAGCUGCGGCGUGCGGCCGAGGCGGCUGCGUACGAAGAGCGUUUCCAGGAUGCACAGCGUGCGGCUGAAGAGGACCUCGCCGCGCAACGCUUUGCAGAGCAGCGUGCGCGACUUGCGGCGGAGCAGGCGCGCCUUGCUGCGGAGCAGAAAGCGCUGGAUGAGCAAUGGGCGCUGCACCAGCGCCAGCUGCAUAGUCAUUAG
Messenger RNA from Malassezia japonica, 3513 nucleotides. RefSeq lists its product as uncharacterized. Lineage: Eukaryota; Fungi; Basidiomycota; Malasseziomycetes; Malasseziales; Malasseziaceae. The record is from RefSeq and is a predicted model, not a curated record. The coding region runs from base 1 to 3513 and encodes 1170 amino acids. The transcript is spliced from 2 exons.